CUCCAGCCGUGGCCUCCUUCUCAGCUCCAGCCGUGGCCUCCUUCUCAGCUCCAGCCGUGGCCUCCUCUGCUGCUCCAGCUCCAGCCGUGGCCUCCUCUCCAGAAGUUUCAGUGGCAUUUUCUUUACUCAGUCCAGACACAGAUAUUUAUAUCUCAGAUGAAGAUGAGUAUGAUGUUGACCUGAAAUCAUUGUUAAAUACAAUGUCAAACAAAGUGGAUUUUACAGCUGCACCCAUUUCCAACCAAAUCAAUGUAACACGAUGCAACAUCCUAGACAGUGGCAUCAGAGCCUUCCGACGCCAACGUUUUAACCCUGAGGCAAAACUAGAUGUUGUGUUCAGAGAUGCUGAUGGGAUUGGUGAGGGAGCCGCUGAUGAGGGUGGACCAACGAGAGAAUUUUUAACUUUGCUGAUGAGGGAAAUCCACUCAUGCGAAAUAUUUGAUGGAGAGGACUGGAAAAAAACACUUGCCUGCAAUUCCAAAGCACUGUACAAUGGAAUGUACAAAAUAGUUGGACGGAUGAUAGCUGUGUGCCUGAUACAUGGUGGUGUGGAGCCAAAUUUUUUUUCAGAAAGACUGUUCUGUCAGGUGUGCAUCCUUCAGCCCCCAGUACCAGACCUUCAAGAGAUUGCUGACUAUGACUUCAGAGCAAAGAUGACCAAGAUCCAGUUGGCACAGAAUGUAAAUGAAGCACAGUGUGCUAUAAUGGAGGCGUCUGACCAAUUAAGUAUGCUGGGGUCUCUAUGGCACAUCCAGACGCUAGAAGACAGAGACAACUUAGUGGAAUCAGCUACCAAGUUUUUCAUCGAGAACAGGUUGAGGGAUUCCUUGGAACAAUUUAAAGAGGGCCUGGAGUGUCUUGGGCUUUUACAUUUGAUGCAAAAGCAUCCUCAGCUCUUUAAAGAAGUAUUUAUGUAUGAGGAGAAGCCACUUUUGGCCGAAGACAUAUCUGCUUUGUUUAAAGCAGAACUUUCUCCAGUUGGCAGCAACAGGAGAGUAGUGGAGAGUAGAACAAUCUGUUUCUGGAGGGACUGGCUCAUAGAAGUGGAAGAAGGAACUGCAUAUCCACUCACCUUAGACAAGAUUCUUGGAUUUGUGUCAGGAUCUACUGCUAUUCCGAGGCUAGGGUUCCCAGUGGAACCCAAAUUGGAGUUCUUACACCCUCAAGAGAAUGAGGCCCCUAAAAUUUUUCCAGAGGCAAAUACCUGCAGCAUUGUCUUGAGGCUACCAAUCCAUCCCAGCUAUGAACUCUUCAGAGAAAACAUGGAAAGUGGUAUUUUGCAAUCCCCCACUUUUGGAGUGAUGUAGAAAAAUUGUGUUGGCUGUUACUGAUGUAAUAGUUUUAAAUAUUUUCAUGUUUUAAAGUUUUAUUAUGAAACAUGAAGAGCUAAAUUGGCACACCACUGCUCUAAGAGUAGAAAAAUAUUUAUAUUCUCACCAAAAGUGACAUU
This is a messenger RNA of Carassius gibelio (silver crucian carp), 1450 nucleotides long. RefSeq names its product G2/M phase-specific E3 ubiquitin-protein ligase-like. Lineage: Eukaryota; Metazoa; Chordata; Actinopteri; Cypriniformes; Cyprinidae. Gene Ontology annotation, biological process: protein polyubiquitination. The transcript is spliced from 6 exons. Gene Ontology annotation, molecular function: ubiquitin protein ligase activity. The record is from RefSeq and is a predicted model, not a curated record. The coding region runs from base 201 to 1307 and encodes 368 amino acids.